Tupaia belangeri chinensis (Chinese tree shrew) is the source of this 1740-nucleotide messenger RNA. Its product is annotated as proto-oncogene Mas. Bases 23 to 1000 code for a protein of 325 amino acids. The transcript has a single exon. The record is from RefSeq and is a predicted model, not a curated record. Gene Ontology annotation, molecular function: angiotensin receptor activity. Gene Ontology annotation, biological process: G protein-coupled receptor signaling pathway. Gene Ontology annotation, cellular component: plasma membrane. Lineage: Eukaryota; Metazoa; Chordata; Mammalia; Scandentia; Tupaiidae.
AGCCCCAGCCCGAGACCUCCUCAUGGAUGAGGUAAACGUGACGUCACCGGUUGCCGAGGGACCCGCCAAUGCCUCGGCCAGCGGGAACCCCGCCGUCGGGAACCCAGCGCGUCACGUGCCUGCGGUGCACUGGGUCAUCGUGAGCCUCUCCCCGCUGGGGUUUGUGGAAAACGGAAUCCUCCUCUGGUUCCUCUGCUUCCGGAUGCGGAGAAACCCCUUCACGGUCUACAUCACCCACCUGUCGGUGGCGGACAGCUCCUUACUCUUCUGCAUUUUCAUUCUGUCGAUCGACUACGCUCUGGGUUAUGAGCUUUCCUCCGGCCGUUACUACACAAUCGUCACCUUAUCCGUGACAUUGCUGUUUGGUUACAACACGGGCCUCUACCUGCUGACAGCCAUCAGUGUGGAGAGGUGCCUGUCCGUCCUCCACCCCAUCUGGUACCGAUGCCAUCGCCCCAAGCACCAGUCGGCUUUCGUCUGUGCCCUCCUGUGGGCACUUUCUUGCUUAGUGACCACCAUGGAAUAUGUCAUGUGCAUCGACGGUGGAGAAGACAGUCACUCUCGAAGUGACUGCAGGGCGGUCAUCAUCUUCAUAGCCACCUUGAGCUUCCUGGUCUUCACCCCGCUCAUGGUGGUGGCCAGCACCAUCUUGGUGGUGAAGAUCCGAAAGAGCACGUGGACUUCCCACUCCUCGAAGCUGUACCUGGUCAUCACGGUCGCCAUCGUCAUCUUCCUCGUCUUCGCCAUGCCCAUGAGACUGCUCUACCUGCUCUACUACGAGCACUGGGCCUCGUUCGGGAGCCUCCACCACGUCUCGCUUCUCUUCUCCACCAUCAACAGCAGCGCCAACCCUUUCAUCUACUUCUUCGUGGGCAGCAGUAAGAAGAAGCGGUUCAAGGAGUCCUUAAAAGUUGUUCUGACCAGGGCUUUCAAAGAUGAGAUGCAGCCCAGGCGCCAGGAAGACAGCGGGAAUGCCGUCACAGUGGAGACGGUCCUGUGAGGCCUGCGGAGGGACACUGUGGGCCGGAGGGUGGAGCACAGAGAGGUUUUAGUUUGUGCUUGAAAAACAACUUAGUAACCCGCGCAGGCUACGGCGGGACACCCUGUCUCACAUGUUUGGGACACUCACGGUGUCGAGAUCGCAUUCUUGGGCUGUGCCUUGGCGAUGUGUGAAGUGUGCUGGACCUCGGCCACUUCCGUACAUAUCCCAAACUCUUCCUGGGCUUCUCAGCUUUUCUGGCGGAUUUUACCAUGAACCAUAAGGAGCACCAUGGCAGGAAGAUUUACAAAUGUCACGGGAAAAGUAACAAAGGCAUUCGUUGGAACCUGCAGAGGCAGAACACAGUGGCAAGGACAUGGGUUUGGGAGUCGGGUAGAGGUUGUCCUUUGCCACCCAUGUGACCUCAGGCAAGUGGCUUAACCUCAUGGAACCUCAAUUCCUUACCCGUAAAAUGGUAACAGCAACAACCUGUGUGUCCCAGGGUUAUCGUGAGCGGUGUGCAGGCACCUGGCACAUUGUCCGUGGGCAAUAAACGUCCGCCUCUCCCAGCUCCUGUAAGUGGAAGGCACAAUAUGUGUUCCUGUUCUAUAAUGCAUGCACGCACACAAGCAUACACACCACUCUAGCACGCUCAGAUUUGGGGAUACGUUUUUAAAUGCUGGACGUGCAUUUACGAAGGCCUUUUUGCUUGUAGCAUGCAAGCUUCUUGUAGCGUGGCAUCUCUUUCCAGGACACGGGCA